GCAGCAUCUGAUUACACACAGACACCAGCAGGCAUCGGAGGACGGAACACACUCAGUAUCUGCCGGCCGAGACUGCCUCUCAUUCCCCUCCAAAAAAUAAACUGUUUACAUAUCACUCUGGAAACUUCACUUUUUUAACCGACGAAAGAAAAGCAUUGUGGUCAAUUUGCCGGGUCUUCUCACCGUGUAAAUGGCUCAGGGGGGUCGACGGGAGACUGCGGAGUAAACUUGCAAGAUGUCGCAGUUUGUGGGGGUUUAAAAGAGGACUUACGGCUGUGUAUUAUUACCGGGCUGCACAUCCAUCGAGGCGGUCAAACUUCCGGAGGACUGUGUGUUUCUUCCUCCAGGUCGGAGAGAAACAGUAUUUUCUGUAGCCGCCACCAUUCCGUGCUGUAAGGCCGACCCCACAAUGUCUUCCAAUGGAGACCUCAGCGACCUGGGGAGCUCGGACAGCUUCUGGGAGCCGGGAAACUACAAGAGGACGGUGAAGCGGAUAGACGAUGGCCACCGGCUGUGUCAUGAUAUGGUCAGCUGCUUCCAGGAGAGAGCGAAGAUAGAGAAGGGUUACGCUCUGCAGCUGAGUGACUGGGCCAAGAGGUGGAGGGGUGUCGUGGAGAAAGGUCCUCAGUAUGGGACACUGGAGAAAGCGUGGCACGCCUUUAUGCAGGCGGCCGACCGGCUCAGCGAGCUGCACCUGGAGCUGCGGGAGCGCCUGGUGGCGGAGGACAGCGAGAUGGUGCGCAACUGGCAGAAGGACGCCUACCACAAGCAGAUGAUAGGAGGCUUCAGGGAGACCAAGGACGCAGACGACGGCUUCCGCAAAGCACAGAAACCCUGGGUCCGAAAACUGAAGGAGGUGGAGGCCGGUAAGAAGGGAUACAAUCAGGCCAGGAAGGAGGAGUGGACGGCGGUUACCAGGGAAACGCACGCCAAGGCCGACCCGACCAAGUCGCAGGAGGAAGUUCGCAAAUUCACGAUCCGGGUGGAGCGCUGCAACGAGGAGGCAGAGAAAGUGAAGGAGCGCUACACGAAGGCCCUGGAGGAGCUGAACCGCUGUAACCCUCGCUACAUGGAGGACAUGGAGCAGGUGUUCGACCUUACCCAGGAGGCCGAGCGUAAGAGGCUGUGCUUCUUUAAAGACGUCCUCCUGGACAUCCACACACACCUCGACCUGUCCACCAAAGAAGGGUUCAACGCUCUCUACCGGGACCUUGGUCAGACCAUCCAAGUAGCCAAUGACACGGAAGAUCUCAGAUGGUGGAGGAACACCCACGGGCCGGGAAUGAGCAUGAACUGGCCCCAGUUUGAGGAGUGGUCUCCGGAGGCGAGUCGCUCCAUCAGUAAGAAGGUGCGGGGGGGACACUCUGAGGACAACGUGGUCACCCUCACCAACAUCGUGUCAUCGGGGGGGAACGACGCUCCGCCCAGCCCCAUCACCAUGGACACCGGCAGGGUGAAAGAUUAUUCGUCAGACUGGUCAGACGAGGAGAGUCCUAAGAAGCUGGCGGUGAACGGCGUGGGGGGGGGAGGCGAGGAGGAGGAGGAGGAGGAGGAUCAGGUAGAGGCGGUGCGAGUCCGAGCGAUCUAUGAUUACGAAGGCCAGGAGGCCGAUGAGCUCAGCUUUAAAGCAGGCGAGGAGUUGCUGAAGAUGGGGGAGGAGGACGAGCAGGGCUGGUGUAAAGGGCGGCUGAGCAGCGGCCAGGUGGGCCUCUACCCCGCCAACUACGUCCAGAACUCCUGAUGGCCCGCCCAGCCAAUGGCACCACACUCAAGAUGCCAGGACCAAUCACAAGCUAGUAGUGCUGACAUGGAGACGGUGAAACCAGACAGUUUUCUGGUGACUGACUGAUAAAACAACUUUUUUUUCUUUUUUUUAUCAGCCAGUUGGAAAAAAGUCCACUUAUUGUGAAAGGCUGUUUACUCAACCUGAGGUGAAUGACAUUGUUUUUUUGAAAGAAGCUUUACAGGCAAAGAGAAAUCAAUGGAGGCCUGCCAACGCUCUGUAGAGAAACAUGGACGCAAGUGAACAAACUCUGGAUUUUUUUCUGCUUGCUGCCAUCAUUUUUAGUUGCAAGAGUUAGAAAAUCCACAUUGAAUCCAAGAGGAGACAGCCUGGGUGCCGCAGCGGUAAGAGUCACCACCACGGCUGACUGUGAUUGGCUGAAACACAUGUCAAUCAGUUUCCGUUCUGCUUUUUUGUGGAAGAAAUAAUUUCACAUUUUGGGAUUUAAAAAAUAAAUAAAAAUGUUUUAUGCAGUUAGAUCACAGGAUAGAAGCAACUCAAAAGUCAGCAGCAUGAUAGCUUAGCAUAAAGACUGAGAAAGCCUUCAGGUUCUGAAGACUAUCUUUGGAAGUAAAAGCCCAAUUGUAUUCGCACAAACGAUAUCAAUGAAAAUUCCUAAAACUCUGAUGUGCACGGCUAACAACAGGAGAGCUAGGCUUUGAUUGGGUUACCUUUAUUCAGAACUAGGCUAGUCUUCCCUAUUGUUUUAAGUCUGUAUGCUAAGCUAAGCUAACCAGCAGUUGCUGACCUCUUGUGUUAGCUAUAUCUAUCUUCAAAUCUAACUCUAGGCAAGUGAAUAAGCUUAUUUCCCAACAUGUGAAACACAUUUUUUAAACACCACUAUUUUCAUCAUUAAAUAAAGUAAUCGUCGUUGUUGGGGGAAACAUUUUAAAGCAAUUUUCAGUAGAUGUUGGCGCACUUUGUUAGCCCCUAGUGUCCGCUAGAGGAACUGCAGCUGGUGGCACCUUCAACUUCCUCUUCGCUCAGUUUUGGUGGUUCCUGCUUGGAUUAAAGAGAUAUAAAGACUGCCAGUGCCUUAGCAGUGAGGCCAGAAAUGUUACAGCCCCCCCUGCUGUCUGACCGAGGAACUACAGCCGCCUGAUCCUGACCCCUAUUCUGAUCCCAGUGGAAUCUGUGUCAGGACUUUAACAUGUUUUACCUUCUGAUUGGUUCAUUUAGCCCGACAUCGGCAUGCUUUGGUUCAUUUGGAGUUUUUUAGGUGUGACACUGAAUUCACUUUCUUUCCUUUUUUUUUAUGUGAUAGCUGUAUGUUUGUAUUAAGAUCUUGGGACGGUGUAAACUGUUGCUACUUGUUUCUUUUUAAGAAUAGCAUUUUUACAGUCAACUUAUUUACUUUCUAAUUUAUUGUCCUUUUUAAUUUAGCAAUCAUUUUCAAUUUUAGGCUGACUAAGGUGGGAAGUUGACUGUUAGCUUUGGGCCCUUUGACCUGUGGAAGGUGGUUUGUUUUGCCGUGCUUCGAUCAUGAAACACACGCAACACAAACACCUUAAAUAAUUGAUCAUAUUCUGUCCGUUUUUUUUUUUUUCAUGUUUAAGUUUGUGGUUUGUGUGUGAGGGGGCUUCCUCUGUCCUGCUGGUGUGAGCGUCGCUACAGCUAAUCAAUGUAGACGUCUGAAUAAUAAGAGAGGUAAUAGAGAUCAUUAAUGCUAAUGUGCUGCUCCUUUUUUCCUUUUUCUUUACAAAAUGAUAACAUGUACAUAACAUUACGUGGGAAGCAACAAUAAAGCGCUUUCUGGAGUUGGAGGUUUUACAGAC
Trematomus bernacchii (emerald rockcod) is the source of this 3558-nucleotide messenger RNA. RefSeq names its product protein kinase C and casein kinase substrate in neurons 3 (gene pacsin3). Gene Ontology annotation, cellular component: endosome; cytoplasm; plasma membrane. Gene Ontology annotation, biological process: cytoskeleton organization; plasma membrane tubulation; regulation of endocytosis. NCBI's taxonomy places the organism in Eukaryota, Metazoa, Chordata, Actinopteri, Perciformes, Nototheniidae. The record is from RefSeq and is a predicted model, not a curated record. Gene Ontology annotation, molecular function: protein binding; phospholipid binding.